Saimiri boliviensis boliviensis (Bolivian squirrel monkey) is the source of this 665-nucleotide messenger RNA. NCBI's taxonomy places the organism in Eukaryota, Metazoa, Chordata, Mammalia, Primates, Cebidae. The record is from RefSeq and is a predicted model, not a curated record.
CCCGCGCAGUGCUGCCAACGCCCCGGUGGAGAAGCUGAGAUUAACAUCAGAUUUGAAAUACUUAAAGUGGAUACAAAACUAUUUCAGCAAUGCAGACAAUUAAGUGUGCUGUUGUGGGCGAUGGUGCUGUUGGUAAAACAUGUCUCCUGAUACCCUACACAAGAAAUAAAUUUCCAUCGGAAUAUGUACCGACUGUUUUUGAAAACUAUGCAGUCACAGUUAUGAUUGGUGGAGAACCAUACAUUCUUGGACUUUUUGAUACUGCAGGGCAAGAGGAUUAUGACAGAUUACGACCGCUGAGUUAUCCACAAACAGAUGUAUUUCUAGUCUGUUUUUCAGUGGUUUCUCCAUCUUCAUUUGAAAAUGUGAAAGAAAAGUGGGUGCCUGAGAUAACUCACCACUGUCCAAAGACUCCUUUCUUGCUUGUUGGGACCCAAAUUGAUCUCAGAGAUGACUCCUCUACUAUUGAGAAACCUGACAAGAACAAACAGAAGCCUAUCACACCAGAGACUGCUGAAAAGCUGGCCCGUGACCUGAAGGCUGUCAAGUAUGUGAAGUGUUCUGCACUCACACAGAAAGGCCUAAAGAAUGUAUUUGACGAAGCAAUAUUUGCUGCCCUGGAGCCUCCAGAUCCGAAGAAGAGCCGCAGGUGUGUGCUGCUAUGA